GGUCCCGCUCGCUCCUGCAGAAGCCGCACUGCUCGUUCCAGGAGUCGUGGCUGCACGAGUUCCCCUGGCUGCACUUCUGCCAGGAGAGCGGCCUCAUGUCGUGCGCCUGGUGCCGGCGGGGGCCCGAGGGCGGCGGGGCCCGGGGCCCCAGCAGCCCCCCGACGCCCCACGACGAGCUGGCCCGGGGCACCCGCAACUACAAGCGCACGCUGCUCCUGCGACACCACCUCUCCGCCGACCACCGACUCCGAGAGCCCAACGCCCAGGAUUCCGAGGAUCUCCCGUCAGAACUGACCAACGAGGAGGCCUUCUGCGACUAUAACAGCAGGCCCAAUGAGAACUCGUACUGCUACCAGCUCCUCCAGGAACUGAAUGAGCAGCGGAAGAAAGGCAUCCUCUGCGACGUCAACAUCGUGGUGAGCGGAAGGGUCUUCCGAGCUCACAAGAACAUCCUGGUGGCGGGCAGCCGCUUCUUCAAGACUCUGUAUUGCUUCACCAACAAAGAGAGCCGUAACCAAACCACCGUCACCUACUUGGACGUCGUCGCCGUGCAGGGGUUUUCCGUCAUCUUGGACUUCUUGUAUUCCGGGAACCUGGUGCUCACGAGCCAAAACGCCAUCGAGGUGAUGUCCGUGGCCAGCUACCUGCAGAUGACCGAGGUGGUCCAGUCCUGCCGCAACUUCAUCAAAGAUGCCUUAAAUAUCAGCAUAAAGUCGGAGGCUCCCGAGGCCGUGGUGGUGGACUACAACCGGCGGUCCGUGAGCCGGGAAGGCCUGCCGUCGGCCCGCGACCCGAAGGUGGCCAGCUUCUGGGCCACCCGCAACCUCACCAGCCUGGCCAGCAGCAUCAAAAGCGAGAGCGACGGCUGCUACGGCCUGGACGAGGGCCAGGCGGAGAGCUACCACCUGAACGACUGCGGUUGGGCCCAGGACAGCUCGCCCGAGGUGGCCGAGAACGAGGCCGCCGGGCAGCAGCAGGGCAAGGUGUUCGUCUGGAAUGACGUGAGCUCCCAGGGGGCUCCCGAAGCCGCCAAGGCCAGGAGGAAAAACCAGACCACCAAGAGAUUUAUUUAUAAUAUCCCGCCCAACCACGAAGAAGGCAUGGAAGAUUGUUCGGUGAUGCAGCCCUCCGUCUCCUACCCCGAAGAGGAUUUACAGUUUAUCAAGGAAGAGCCAGAUCUGGAUGGGGCCCUGCUGUCGGGUCCCGAUGGUGAGCGGGGCCUGAGCGCCAAUCUCCUGGCCGAAGCCAACUCCAGUCAAGAUGGAGGCGAUGCAGGUACUUCAAAUGAUUUCAAGUAUGGGUUGUUGCCCGGAACUUCAAACGAUUUCAAGUAUGGAUUGUUACCAGAAUCUUGGCCAAAGCAAGAAGCCUGGGAAAAUGGUGAAUCAUCGUCACUCAUCAUGAACAAACUGAAAUGUCCUCACUGCAACUACGUAGCCAAGUAUAGACGAACACUAAAGAGGCACCUGCUCAUCCAUACGGGCGUGAGAUCAUUCAGCUGCGACAUCUGCGGGAAGCUGUUUACCCGGAGAGAGCACGUGAAGAGACAUUCCUUGGUGCACAAAAAGGAUAAAAAAUACAAAUGCAUGGUGUGCAAGAAGAUCUUCAUGUUGGCCGCCAGUGUCGGAAUAAGGCACGGAUCUCGGCGCUACGGCGUCUGCGUAGACUGUGCGGACAAAUCCCAGCCGGGCGGGCAGGAGGGCGUAGACCAGGGCCAGGACCCAGACUUCCCCAGGGAAGAAGAAUACGAGGAGAACGAGGUGGGGGAGGCCGACGAGGAGCUGGGGGACGACGCGGACGAGCAGGCCGACCCGUCGCGGUGGGACGAACCGGGCGACGUCUGCAUGGCGCUGGAGGAUUGACCGGCCCGAUCGUCGGGCCGCCCUGGGCCCGGCCGUCUGAGUUCUGGGACUUGAAGGCUUGCGAAAUAUGGUACACGCUGGACAGGAGUUGUGCUGUGAAAUCUGUAGGGCCAGAGCCUUAUAGUGAAAAAACAAAACAACAAAAAAAAAAAGACUCCAUUUUUAUAUUUGCACAGGACUGUACAGCCAACAACCAUAUGUGGUUGCGUUAGAGAGUCCUCACAUCUCCAAUCAGUUAGCAAAGGAAAAAUAUUUUUUAUUAUUUAUAGGAUAUACAGUAGCUAUUUGGGUCCUAAUAAAACGUAGUAACUGUC
This is a messenger RNA of Tachyglossus aculeatus (Australian echidna), 2176 nucleotides long. RefSeq names its product zinc finger and BTB domain containing 10 (gene ZBTB10). Gene Ontology annotation, molecular function: RNA polymerase II cis-regulatory region sequence-specific DNA binding; protein binding; DNA-binding transcription factor activity, RNA polymerase II-specific. Lineage: Eukaryota; Metazoa; Chordata; Mammalia; Monotremata; Tachyglossidae. Gene Ontology annotation, biological process: regulation of transcription by RNA polymerase II. The record is from RefSeq and is a predicted model, not a curated record. The transcript has 6 exons. The coding region runs from base 96 to 1862 and encodes 588 amino acids.